AUGGCUCCGAAACCAUUCAAGCCUGCUCUCAUCGUCGUGGAUUUCCAAGAAGACUUCUGCCCCCCCAACGGCUCCCUCGCCGUCCCCAACGGCAGAGACAUCUCCCCAACCGUAAACUCCCUCCUCCAGCUCCCCUUCCCCCUCAAGCUCGCCACCCGCGAUUGGCACCCGCCCUCCCACAUCUCUUUCUCCCCAAAUCACCCAGACACCUCCCCCUUCACCUCCUCCAUCACCGUCCACCACCCCACCGACCCCUCCCACCUCCCCUACGUCACCACCCUCUGGCCAAUACACUGCGUCGCGGGCUCCCCUGGUGCUCAGCUCGUCCCGGAGCUCGACGCCGACGCCCUCCACGCCGUCCUCGACAAGGGCACCCGCCCGGACCUCGAGAUGUACUCGGCCUUUUACGACCCCUUCCGCGUCGAGGACACGGGCCUGGCGGACCGCCUGCGCAGAGAGGAAACCACCCACGUCUUCGUCGUGGGGCUCGCCGCCGACUACUGCGUCCGCGCCACCGCCCUCCACGCCGUGCAGGAGGGGUACACUACCUACAUCGUCGAGGAGGGCACCCGGCCCGUCUCCCCGGAGGGCUGGCCGGACUGCAGGCGGGAGCUGGUUGGCGGCGGCGUCAAGAUGAUCUCGUUUGACGGGGAGGAGGUGGCGCGCGUGAGGGCUUUGGUAUCAUGA
Clonostachys rhizophaga is the source of this 687-nucleotide messenger RNA. The record is from the annotation of a GenBank genome assembly. NCBI's taxonomy places the organism in Eukaryota, Fungi, Ascomycota, Sordariomycetes, Hypocreales, Bionectriaceae.